AUGUGGUGCUAUUUGUUUCUUGCUUCAGCAAUCGUAGCUUCGGCUUACGCAAAUGUCAAUGCGGAUGAUAUGCAAUAUUUUAUGACCAACGAUAGAGUAAGAUUCUUUCAAAUCCGUUCUGGUCAAUUAGAUAAUUUGGGUGUUAAUCAAAAUUAUGAAGUGAAAGUUUUAUCGCACGGUUGGAUUGAUAACGUUGAUUCUAGUUGGUAUGAGCCAACGAAAGAUAAUUAUCUUAGAAGGGGUGGUGCUACCAUAAUAGCCAUCGAUUGGUCACGUCAUGCUGGAGGACUCUAUAGCACCGCUAUAAGCAGAUUGGAAGCUGUUGCUAAUCACGUUGCCGAUAAAUUGAUGGAGUUUUCUUCUGUAACCGGAAUUCCGUUGACUAGAUUCCAUUUAAUUGGGCACUCUUUGGGUGCUCAUCUUUUCGGAUUUGUUGGACAAAGAAUUUUAGCAGUUAGAGGAGAGUUAGUUGGCAGAAUUACUGGGUUAGAUCCUGCUGGGCCGGCCUUUGAAAAUAGAGAUCCGAGCAGAAGAUUAAGCCCCGAUGAUGCUUGGUUUGUUGAUAAUAUUCAUACUGACAAUUUAGCCGGUAUUGCUAGAUCAAUUGGACAUAUUGAUUAUUAUCCCAAUGGUGGAUCAAGACAAAACGGAUGUAUCAUUAUUGGUUGUAGCCACAACCGUGCCCCACUUUUCUUCUUCGAAUCAGUCGUUAGUAACGGAUUUAUCACUGUCCAAUGUAACAGCAGAUCCGAUUUCAACAACGGAAGAUGCAACAACAACGCCAGGACUGUUAUGGGUGAAAACGUUAAUCAAAGCUUAAGAGGAGAUUUUCAUUUAAAUACUAAUUCUAGAACACCAUUUGCUAUGUAUACUUUAUAAUUCAUUAAGUAUUACAGAAAGUAUUUUAAUGUUAAAGGUAUCAAUAAAAACAACAAUAAUUCUUGCUUUCAUGCAUA
Onthophagus taurus is the source of this 956-nucleotide messenger RNA. RefSeq names its product endothelial lipase-like. Lineage: Eukaryota; Metazoa; Arthropoda; Insecta; Coleoptera; Scarabaeidae. Gene Ontology annotation, molecular function: lipase activity; serine hydrolase activity. Gene Ontology annotation, biological process: lipid catabolic process. The record is from RefSeq and is a predicted model, not a curated record.